Moneuplotes crassus is the source of this 497-nucleotide messenger RNA. Lineage: Eukaryota; Ciliophora; Spirotrichea; Euplotida; Euplotidae. The record is from the annotation of a GenBank genome assembly.
AUGGAGAAUUUUAUUGCUUGUAUACAGGAGAAUGUUAAGUGUAGUUGAUCCAAAGACCCCAUCUACUUCUGUCAUGACAACUUAUCCCUCCUGUGUGAAGAGUGUCGUUCUUCCUGCUAUUCCUGAUUGCCAGUUGAACCUCUCUCUUUCCUCUCAGAUCUUCCUGGUUUGCAAUCUAAAGUUAGUGGGUUGUUGAAUGGGCUGAAGGAGGAGAUGGAGAUGGGGUAUUGAGAGAAUGAAGAGGGGUUUAUGACCAGUCAGAAGGAUUUUGAGAGAAGGGAGUUUUGGUUGGAUGAUUGUUAUUAUGAGUUCAAAAUGAUUAUUGAGAGGAAAGAUAUCGCUCUUUCUGAAGUUGAGAAGAAGGAUGCAGCUCUAGAGAACAGCAAAUUAAGCAUAAGCAAUUAUUUUGGCAAUUUCAUGAAUGGAUUUAAAGAAGAGAAAAAUAUAAUACUAUAAUGAUCUCUUGAUAAAAAGUAAUCAAACCCCAUAUUCGAACC